Molecule: messenger RNA, 630 nt
Organism: Onychomys torridus (southern grasshopper mouse)
Lineage: Eukaryota; Metazoa; Chordata; Mammalia; Rodentia; Cricetidae
Product: frataxin, mitochondrial-like
Exons: 1
Biological process (GO): intracellular iron ion homeostasis; iron incorporation into metallo-sulfur cluster
Cellular component (GO): mitochondrion
Molecular function (GO): 2 iron, 2 sulfur cluster binding; ferric iron binding; iron chaperone activity
Source: RefSeq, a predicted model, not a curated record
AUGUGGGCGCUCAGAUGCCACGCGGCUGUGGGUCUGCUGCCAUGGGUAGUGUCCAGGCCCUGGGCCUCAGUCGGGAUCCCACGCGGGAGGGAGCUGAUCAGAGCAUGCAGCCACAGAGGCCUGCAGGUCACAACCAAUGUGGCCUCCACCGGCCGCCACUCAAGUCUCAGCCCCCACUACCUCGAUCAGAUUCUGAACAUCAAGAAGCAGAGUGUCUGUGUGGUACAUCUGAGGAACUCAGGAACUUUAGACAACCCAAGCUCUCUAGAUAAAACAGCUUAUGAAAGACUUGCGGAAGAGAUACUGGACGCCCUGGCAGAGUUCUUUGAAGACUUGGCAGACAAGCCCUAUACCCUGGAGGACUACGAUGUCUCCUUUGGGGGCGGCGUACUAACUGUUAAGCUGGGCGGGGAUCUAGGGACCUAUGUGAUCAAUAAGCAGACCCCAAACAAGCAGAUCUGGUUAUCAUCUCCCUCCAGUGGCCCCAAGCACUAAGACUGAACGGGGAAGAACUGGGUGUACUCCCAUGACAGCAUGUCCCUACAUGAGCUGCUGGCCAGGGAGCUGACAGAGGCCUUCGACACCAAACUGGACUUGUCUUCCUUGGCCUACUCUGGAAAAGGCUCUUGA